GGCGGAAGUGGGCGGGGCUCCGUUUGACUGGGAAAUGUCAGCUUCUUGAGUAGACGGGUUUUCCUUUCUCGGGAGCCUGGAGGCCUUCUGGUGGCCGUAAUCGCCGUCUUCCCCGAGUGUGGGUCUCAGACCCUGGACGGCUGUGGCGAAAGCGGAGCUUCCAGGCCCCUUUCAGACGCUGUCUGGAGAGAGCGCACGGUUAGGGAAACCCUAAUUUUUAAUCUCCCACUUCAUGGAACCAGUUGGCCUCACCUGGGUUAGAAGAAGAAAAAAAUCUGUUAAAAGAAAAGAACUGGCUGAUGUAGUAAAUAGACAACACACAAGGGUAUCUUCCCCUCACCUCUGGAACCAGUCCAGUGAACAGAUAUGGUUCAAAACUGUACAUGAAUAACUUCAAUUACUCAGAGUGAACAUUCAAUAAUGAGUAGUGCAGCUUUGGGACUCGAGAUUGUUUUUGUCUUUUUUCUGGCUUUAUUUCUACUUCAUCGAUACGGAGACUUCAAAAAACAACAUAGACUUGUAAUUGUUGGCACACUGCUUGCUUGGUAUCUCUGCUUUCUUAUUGUCUUCAUACUGCCUCUGGAUGUUAGUACGACCAUAUACAACCGGUGCAGGCAUGCGGCUACAAAUUCAAGCCCUCCAGAGAGUAACAACAGCACAGGAUCAUAUGCAACUAUCACCCCUGUUCCAAGACAACAUCCAUGUUUUAAGCCAUGGAGUUACAUUCCUGAUGGAAUCAUGCCAAUUUUCUGGAGGGUAGUAUAUUGGACAUCACAAUUUUUAACAUGGAUCCUGCUACCUUUUAUGCAGUCAUAUGCAAGAUCUGGAGGGUUUUCCAUCACUGGAAAGAUAAAAACUGCACUGAUUGAAAACGCAAUAUACUACGGCACCUAUUUGCUAAUUUUUGGAGCAUUUUUAAUUUAUGUAGCUGUAAACCCACGUUUGCACUUAGAAUGGAACCAACUUCAGACAAUUGGUAUAGCUGCUGCUAACACGUGGGGUCUGUUCCUUCUUGUGUUGUUGUUGGGGUAUGGCUUGGUGGAAAUUCCUCGAUCAUACUGGAAUGGAGCAAAAAGAGGUUAUCUACUAAUGAAGACUUAUUUUAAGGCAGCCAAACUGAUGACAGAGAAAGCGGAUGCAGAAGAAAAUUUAGAAGAUAUUAUGGAGGAAGUUCGUAAAGUGAAUGAAAGCAUCAAGUAUAACCACCCAUUGAGAAAGUGUGUUGACACAAUACUCAAAAAGUGCCCUACAGAGUAUCAGGAAAAAAUGGGAAGAAACAUGGAUGAUUAUGAAGAUUUUGAUGAAAAGCGUAAUACUUAUCCAAGUGAAAAAAGUCUGGUAAAAUUGCAUAAACAGGUAAUUUAUGCAGUUCAGAGGCACCGUCGAACUCAAGUACAAUGGCAAAUUCUUUUGGAACAAGCAUUUUAUCUAGAAGAUGUAGCAAAGAACGAAACCAGUGCCACCCAUCAGUUUGUUCACACCUUUCAGUCCCCAGAGCCAGAAAACCGAUUUAUCCAAUAUUUUUAUAAUUCUACAGUUGAAUGGCACUGGGAAUGUCUUUUACGACCAUGGUUUUACAGGAUUCUUGCUGUGGUUUUGUCCAUCUUUUCCGUGAUUGUUGUGUGGUCGGAGUGCACAUUCUUUAGCACAACUCCUGUCUUAUCCCUCUUUGCAGUCUUCAUACAGCUGGCAGAAAAAACAUACAAUUAUAUUUAUAUUGAGAUUGCUUGCUUCCUUUCCAUCUUCUUCCUCAGUAUUUGUGUUUAUUCUACUGUAUUCAGGAUUCGUGUAUUUAACUAUUAUUACUUGGCUUCACAUCACCAGACUGAUGCUUACAGUCUACUUUUCAGUGGCAUGUUGUUUUGCCGUUUGACUCCUCCUUUAUGUCUUAAUUUCUUGGGUUUGACCCAUAUGGAUUCCUCCAUCUCUCACCAGAAUACUCAGCCAACUGCUUAUACAUCUAUUAUGGGUUCUAUGAAAGUUUUAUCCUUUAUUGCAGAUGGAUUCUACAUAUAUUAUCCUAUGUUGGUGGUAAUUCUCUGCAUUGCUACUUAUUUUAGUUUGGGAACCCGUUGUUUGAAUUUGCUUGGUUUCCAGCAGUUUAUGGGAGAUAAUGAUAUGACAUCAGACUUAAUUGAUGAAGGAAAGGAAUUAAUCAAACGAGAGAAGAGAAAAAGGCAAAGGCAAGAAGAAGGUGAAAAUCGAAGAAGAGAAUGGAAAGAACGUUAUGGACACAAUAGAGAAGAUUCCACUAGGAAUAGAAAUGUUCAUUCUGAUCCAAAAGAGUCAAAUUUCUCAGAUAGUAAUACUACUUGGUCAUCCAAAUAUACCAGAGCUAAUAAUAGGACUGAAAGGGACCGAAUAGAACUUCUCCAAGAUGCAGAGCCUUUGGAUUUUAAUGCAGAAACAUUCAAUGAUGAUCCUCUUGAAUCUGAAUCAGGAAGGUAUCAGCCUGGUGGACGAUAUCUCUCAAUGUCUUCCAGUAUAAUAUUUGAAGAUAUCUGAAGUCUCAAGAAAUUUAUGAAACAACUAAAGACGAUCAACACAUCAUUUUAUGAAAAUCUACAUAGAUGUGCCCCAUAAUUUCCUGCCUACUCUCGGUGAAAAAUGUCAGUAUAACAAAAAGGCACCAUGAGUUAAUUACAGCUUAGUUUAUUAGAGAAUAUUAUCUUUUCUAAUAAGAUUUAUGAUAUACCAUUCCCAAAGUGUUUGCCUUAGAAGUAUAGUAGAAGGAUUUAAUUCAUGAUAAAGAUCAGUAUAUGUUGAGAACAUAUACUUCAGUUUUAUGUGAAUUUUUUUCAGAAGAGUUAUUUAUAGAUUCAGGGAAGCCAUAAGUCAUACUAAAUAUCAUACAUUUUAUUAAAAGUGAUUUACAGUUUUGCUGUUCCUAAAAAAUAGGUUCAACCUGUAUUUCCCAAAGAAAUGUAAGUGAAUGGAGACCUCAAAUGAUAACUAUAUUCACAAACCCAUGUCUUAAAACAAAACUUACUAACUGAAUGCUUUUUUGAAUCUAUAUGCAAAUUUGUGCGGUAUUUUGCAUGAAUAAUUAGGAUUAUAUUUCAACUAAUAGUGUUAGUGUCUUUAGCAUGUAUAUGCCAAUCAAGUGAUAGAUCAUUUUUUCACUUUGUAGUAACUGGAUUUUAAAAAUGCCUUGAUAUUGCUUUAGAAAAGAUUUUCAUUUCAGAGGGAAAUAUUCACUGUCAGAAUUUAGCAUAUUGAUUUCAGUAUUGAUCAUUCCAUUCAAAGGGAAAUCUUAAGUAUUAAUGAUAAAUAGGUUUUUUUUUCUUAGCCAAAGUGUUCUGCAGAAUUGUCCUUUUAAAGGCUCUUGUUUACACUUUUUGAAAAGAAAAUGUGGCUAUUCAAAGAUAAAACAUGACUAUUUACUACUUAAAUUGUGCUUUAUAGAAAAUAGAAAACUGUAUUAGAGUAGAAAUGUAUAAUAAUAACUUGUUGGUUAAAUGUGCUUAUUAUUUCAACUUGACUGUUUUAAUCUUUGUGGUUAAGCCAGUUAGGUAUUACAUUUUAAAGCUCCAGUGUUUUACUGAACAGCAAACAUGGCAAAAUGCAACCUGCUUACAGAGGUUUUUAAUGCUCUGAAAAUAUUGAUAAUUAUCGUAGAAUCCACACUACCAUUGUGUAAGCAUACUUGAGCUUGCCUCUCAAUUUUUGUUUUUUUGGUAGUACUGGGGAUUGAACUCUCAGCUUUCAAACUAAGCUACAUCCC
Molecule: messenger RNA, 3724 nt
Organism: Fukomys damarensis (Damara mole-rat)
Lineage: Eukaryota; Metazoa; Chordata; Mammalia; Rodentia; Bathyergidae
Gene: Lmbrd2
Product: LMBR1 domain containing 2
Exons: 19
Coding region: 421-2505 (694 amino acids)
Biological process (GO): adrenergic receptor signaling pathway
Cellular component (GO): membrane
Source: RefSeq, a predicted model, not a curated record